AUGCAUCAUAUCCUCGUCGUCGGCGGCGGCCCCGCAGGUUCUACUACAGCCUUCUUCCUCGCAAAAGCAGGCUUUCGCGUUACAGUCAUCGAACGCUCAACCACACCUCCCUAUGGCCAAGGCAUAGACAUUACAGGCCCAGCCGUCGAUAUCGUGAAGAAAAUGGGCUUGUGGGAGAAGAUCAAAGCCAGUACGACUGGAGAGAGUGGGUUUGCCAUGUUGGAUGAUGGCGGAAGAGAGAUUGGGAGUGUAGGAACCAAUCCCGCGGAUGAGAGCAAGAUGGCCUUCUCACCUACUAAUGAGAUUGAGAUUAUGCGUGGAACUUUGACGAAUAUUCUUAUGGAUGCGGCCAAAGAGCAGGGGGUGGAAUUUCGAUAUGGAUGCACAGUAGACGAAAUCAAAGAAGAAGAAAACUCUGUAUCAGCCACCCUAUCAGAUACCAACAAACCCGAAUCAUUCACCGCCAUCAUUGGCGCAGACGGCGUAGCCUCGCGAGUACGCAAACUCACCUUCGACAAAGCAGCAACCGAGAAUUGCUUCCGACAGACCGAUACUUACUGCGCCUACUUCUCCAUGCAAGUGGGCCCGAAACAACAAACCACGUAUUCAGUCUUACAGCAUGCCAACAAAGGACGCGUACUCUGGAGAAGACCAAUCGACAGAGCUGGCACUCGAGCCUCGAGUUAUUUAAUCGUCACAACAACCGAUGCUGCAGAUUUGCAACAAGCAGCUCGGCAUGGAACAGUGGAGCAACAAAAGGCUCUCCUGGAACGGCGAUUUGAAGGCGUUGGUGGCAUCAGAGAUCAAAUUGUACAAGGGAUGAACGCCUCCGACGACUUCUACUUUACAAGAGUAGUGCAAGUCAAACUCGACACCUGGCACUCUGGCCGUUGUGCUCUGGUUGGCGACGCAGGAUACUGUCCUUCACCCCUAACAGGACAAGGCACCACAAUGGCACUCAUCGGCAGCUACGUGCUCGCCGGAGAACUAGCCAAGAACCCUGAAGACCCAGCUACCGCAUUCACGAACUACAAGAAGAAUUUCGAAGGAUUUGUUCAAGAGAACGGAUCCAUACCAUUGGGAGGAAGAGCUCCGAAACUCGCCGCUCCGCAAUCAGAUUUUGGCAUCUGGAUGAUCAGGUCGAUUUUCGGAACCAUUGCGCGACCAGGCUUCCAGAAACUUUUCGAGUCUCUGCCUUCUUUGCCUAGCUUUGGUGGUGCAGCCGACAAGUUCCCGUUCCCGGAUUAUGACUUUCGAGCACGUUGA
This is a messenger RNA of Aureobasidium namibiae CBS 147.97, 1266 nucleotides long. RefSeq names its product FAD/NAD(P)-binding domain-containing protein. Gene Ontology annotation, molecular function: FAD binding. NCBI's taxonomy places the organism in Eukaryota, Fungi, Ascomycota, Dothideomycetes, Dothideales, Saccotheciaceae. The coding region runs from base 1 to 1266 and encodes 421 amino acids. The record is from RefSeq and is a predicted model, not a curated record. The transcript has 3 exons.